Molecule: messenger RNA, 3167 nt
Organism: Labeo rohita (rohu)
Lineage: Eukaryota; Metazoa; Chordata; Actinopteri; Cypriniformes; Cyprinidae
Gene: rasl10a
Product: RAS-like, family 10, member A
Exons: 3
Coding region: 184-795 (203 amino acids)
Molecular function (GO): GTPase activity; GTP binding
Source: RefSeq, a predicted model, not a curated record
GACAGUAGAUCUGUGAACAAACUCUGAUUUAUUUGAACAUCCACGAAGUGCGUUCUCGUCGGCAGAGGUAAUUUAAGCACAAGAAGGCGCACGCUGACAAUUCAUAUUAUUGUUUUGAUUUGUUGAGCAGUUUUCCAAGUGUCUUGAUCGCUAGUGGUCGUCAGCAGUCCUGAUCUGCACGGGAUGGUCGAAACGCUGAGCAUCGCCGUCAUCGGAGCGCCUGGAGUCGGGAAAACUUCUAUAAUCCGUCAGUUUAUUUACAAUGACUUCUCCGAGACUUACACCCCCACCCAAACGCGAUACGUCUACAGACCCUCGGUCAUUCUUAACGGUGUUAUGUACGACCUGAAGAUUUUGGAUGUCCCGCCAAUUUCCUCCUUUCCUUCGAGCCCGAGUCAGGAGUGGCUGGAUGCGCGGUGUAGAGGGGUCCGCAGUGCAAAUGCCUACAUUCUGGUCUAUGACAUCUGCUGCGUGGAGAGCUUUGAAUAUGUCAAGAUGAUCCGACAGCAAAUUGUGGAUAGCAGAGUGGGCAGCAGUAGUGAGGUGCCCAUCCUGGUGGUGGGCAGUAAGCGGGACCUUCAGCGGCAUCGGUUCACCCAGCGCAGGGCCGUGUCAGUACUGGUGAAGAAGACCUGGAAGUGCGGUUAUGUUGAGUGCUCUGCUAAGUAUAACUGGCACGUCCUUUUGCUCUUCAAAGAACUCCUGGGAAUAGCCGUGGCACGAGGACUGCGUCCGAACCACACCUCUAUCCGUCUCCAAGGGGCAUUGCAUAGGAACCGCUGUAAUGUCAUGUGACCUAUAUGUAGCCUUUUUUGAAUUUAUGCUUAUUCAGGACCAGUUUGUUUUAUCAGAGUCUUAAUUAUCUGAUUUGAGCUGGUCCUAAGUCAGUAUUGAAAGUCAACUUUGCUGUACCACAAGGAUGACGCUUUGGGGACAAACUGUUAAUCAAAAUGGCUGGAAUAUUACCACCUAGGGGCCUCUGUAACUGAUGCAUUCAUCUGAUGGAUUACCUUAGGUACUACUGAUUUCACUUUUCUCCAGUGUACUUUAGCAAACAGGAAAAAUGGAAGCAGAUAAGGAUUUUUUUUUUUAUCUUAACCAAAGUCUGGGUCAGAAUAAAAUAUUGAAUCUGACUCAGAGAGAGUAUAAUUUGUUUCCCCCCUUCUCAUAUUUAAAUUCAGAUGCUGUCGGUGCAAGCGUAUUUCCAGUGUGACAGUUUUGUUGCUUGGAAAUAGCUUUUAUGAGGGAUGUAUUUAUUGCUUAGAAAUAAUGAUGAGUGAAAGUUUGUGAACCCGUUGGAAUUAUCUGUAGUGCUCCUCAAGUCUGACCUAAAAUAUGAGCUGAUCUUUCCCUAUGUUAUAAUAUGUGCACAGUUUUUCUGUGCUUUCUCAGAAGCACUGACUUAAAAAAAUCCCUGUCUUGUUACUCACUGGCCAAUUUCCCUUUUGCAAAACUGCUUCAGGACAUUAAUAUUAAAGGAGCUGCAGGCUUCAGAUCUUGCCACAACAUUUCACUUCGUAAACCUUAUUAAAGGGACAGUUCACCCAAAAAUGUGAAUUCUGUCAUUAGUUACUCACCCUCAUGUUGGGUUCAAACCAGCUGAACCACUGAUGUCACAUGGAUUAUUUUAUCAGUGUUCUUACUACCUUCUGGGCCUUGAACGUGGUAGUUGCAUUGCUGUCUAUGGAGGGUCAGAAAGCUCACGGAUUUCAUCAAAAAUAUCUUCAUUUGUGUUCAGAAGAUGAACAAAGGUCUUACGGGUUUGAAACGACGUGAGGGUGAGUAAUUAAUGACAUCAUUUUCAUUUUUGGUUGAACUAUCGCUUUAACCAAAUGCUGCAGCUCGCAGACCUCACCAUUCUCCAAUUCCAUUUAUAGUAAUUCAUUGGGCCACCUUACACAGACCCUGAAAAAGUGUAAAUAAUAUUCCUACAAUGUGGUUAGGACAACAUUUUUUGUCAAAACAGCUUUUUAAUAGAAAAAUGGUAUUGUCCAUAAUGGCUAAAGAAGGUCACACACUGGACAAGAAGCACAGUGCUGCUCCAUAUCUUUAAAAUUCGAACAUAUGGUUUUCUAUGAGUGUACUGUGCAUGCACUGGUGGCACCAAUCAGCUACGACCUUAUGCGCCACAGACUGACACUCCCUUGACAUUAAUGUCUAUUGUGUAAUGUGCAUUUUUUAGCAUAAUGUUUGUCUUCUGUGGGUUUAACUUUCCAUUUUCUUUGUUUUUUUUUCAACAACCAGACUUUAAAUUCAACAACGGGGCUUUGUUCAUUCUUGAAGUGAACUUCUGCCUGUUUGGUGAUUAGAGUAACUAUUUCCCGGUAAGUUGUCAUAGGUGCAAAGCAGUGAUAUGCUUCUGGUCCAUUGUGUGACAGCCUUAAAGGAUUAGUUCACUCCUGAAUUAAAAUUUCGUGAUAAUUUACUCACCCCCAUGUCAUCUAAGGUGUUCAUGUCUUUCUUUCUUCAGUCAAAAGGAAUGGUUUUUGAGGAAAACAUUCCAGGAUUUUUCUCCAUGUUGUGGACUUCAAUGGGGAUCAGCGGGUUGAAGAUCCAAACUGCACUUUCAAUGCAGCUUCAAAGGGCUUCUACACAAUCCCAACCAGGGGCAUCACUAGACCCCUUCUACUGGGACACGUGCCCCAGUAUAAAUCUGCUGUGCCCCAGUAUUAAUCUUAAAUUUAAGUUUUAACAGUUUACUUUAUUUGUCAGUGUAUUCAUUUACAUUUAUAAUCGCGGCAAAAAAUGCAAUGUAGUAACCUAAUUCACGCUUAUAAAAGCAAAACAGUCAAGCACUUUAACCGAAAACACAAACUAGUGGUGUCCUUUGCGCAGAAAUCCACGUCCGCGUGUCAGGCUUUCAAGAAAAAAGCAAUAGAAAAAGUAAUGGGGGCCUGUGCCCCAGUAGAGCUUUAGAUCUAACAACAUCCCUGAUCCCAACCGAGGAAUAAGGGUCUUAUCUAACGAAACGAUUGGUCAUUUUCUAAAUUAAAUAAAAAUGAGCUGUAUAUACUUUUUAAACCACAAAUGCUCAUCUUGCACUAGCUCAACGCAUUAGGAAAGUGACAGAUCGUUUCACAAUAUAAGACCCUUAUUCCUUGGAUGGGAUUGUAUAGAGCCCUUUGAAGCUGCAUUAAAACUACAGUUUGGACCUUCAACCUGCUGAU